Molecule: messenger RNA, 7638 nt
Organism: Plasmodium falciparum 3D7
Lineage: Eukaryota; Apicomplexa; Aconoidasida; Haemosporida; Plasmodiidae
Product: DDRGK domain-containing protein
Source: RefSeq, a predicted model, not a curated record
AUGAAUAAAUUUUUCCAAAUAUUAGAAUAUUUUAAAAUUGAAUUGUCUAUUAAUUUUAGUAUAACAUUUAUAUUUAUAAAUAUAUUACUAGUUUUCUUCUCUACAUUUUUAUAUAGAAAUAUUAAAAAGGUUAAUGAUCCAGAUUCGUACAAAACUUCAUACGAAAGAAAAGAGAAAGAUUCAACUUUUGAUGAGGAAGAAAAUUUUGAUAUUCUCAAUAUAUUUUCAAAUGAUCCAAAAUCUGUAGAAAAUAUUUACGAAUUAGAAAAUGAUAUAUAUAACAAAAGUGAGGAGAGUAGUAUCUGCAGUAAUCAUAAUAAAAACCUUGAUGAAAAGACUUAUAAAAUAAAUAAAAAAAAAGUUACAAUAUAUUUAAAACUAAAUGAAGGCUUAGAAAAUAUUAAACAAGAAUUACAUAUAAUAGAUAGAGAACUAAAAAAUAUUUUACAGAAAGAAGAAAAUUUACAACUUAUAAAUGAAGAAGAAAAUAUAAUAAUUGAAAAAACAAAGAGUGACAAAUAUGAUGAAAAGGAAAAUAAAUCAAAUGAUAACAUAUUAAGUAAAAAACAUGAUGAUGAAAAUAUCAACAAAUCUGAUAUAAGAAAUACCUUGGAUAGUGAACUUAAAAAAAAAUAUGAAUUGUGUAAGGAAAAUAAUCAAUUAUUAGAAAAUCAUCAUAAUAAUGAUAAUAAUCAGGAGGAUAAUAAUAUUUGCGAAAUUGAAAAACAGGAUUACAAUAAUUAUAAUAGCGAUAAUAAGAAUCAUAAUGAUAUUUUUAAUUACAAUUAUGAAGAUAUAUCAUUAGAAAAAGAUAAAAAUAUUCAUCACACCAAAGAAAUAACAAAAAAUGAUACAUUAUGUAAUACUUUGGAUAGUAUAAAAAAUAAUCGACCUACAGAAGAAAAAACAAAAAAUUUUAAUUAUAAUGAAACCAAUAUUUAUGAAGAGAAUAAAAAGUUAAAAGAUAGUAUUGUUAACUCAAAAAAUGGAGAAAAUUUUUUACUUAAAAAUAACGAACAAAAUAUAAAUAAUAAUAUCAUUAAUGUUAAUCAAAAACAAAGUUCUGAUCAUAAAAAGGAAUCAUUUAAAAUAGAUACAAAAAAAAAUGACCAGAUUGAGCAAAAUUAUCAGAAUGGAAAAAAUGAAAAAAAUGAAGAAAAUGAAAAAAAUGGAAUGAAUGAACAAAAUGGAAAGAAUGAACAAAAUGGAAAGAAUGAACAAAAUGGAAAGAAUGAACAAAAUGAACAAAAUGACCAGAUUGAGCAAAAUUAUCAGAAUGACCCGAAUGACCAGAAUGAUCAGAAUGACCAGAAUGAAAAGAAUGACCAGAAUGAAAAGAAUGACCAGAAUAAAAAGAAUGAACAAAAUAUUGGACCUAAAAAAACUAAUGAAAUAUCUUAUGAUUCUAUAAAUAUUAAUAUAUCCAAUAAUCAGAAUCCAAAACUAUCAAAUGUUUUUGUAGAAGAUAUAAAAAGAAUACUACCUAUUUCCAAUAACAAUUUAGAAAACUCUAUAACUACCAUUAAAAAUAUAGACGACCCUUCCAAUAGUACGAAACAAGAGUUACAAAACAGUGAUUAUGAAAAUAUGCACGCAAAUAAAAAAAUUGAAAAUGGAAAAGAAAGUUUCAUAUGUGAUAUUACAUCUAAUACAAAUAUAACAAGAAAUUCUAUGGACAUACCUAAUAUAAUGGACAGAAAAAAAAGUGAAUAUGAUAAGGAGGUGGAUAAUGUAAGUAUAAAAAAAAAAAGUUACAUAAAUCAUAAUAUGCAAAGGGAAAAUACAAGGGAAGAUCCUUCUAACAAUAUGGAUUAUACGAACAAAAGUACGAGUGAUUCUAAUGAUAUAGAAAAUGAGAAUAAAAUGGAAAGAUGCACAAAUAUUUUAGGUUUAGAUAAAAGAGAAACUGUUAUUAAAAUAAAUGACAUUAACAAAGAUAAUAAACAUACUAAUGGUAUUAAAUGUGAGGAUAAAAGGAAAAGUACUUCUAUUCAUAUGGAAGAUAUAAACAAUAGUACAAAUUAUCUUAAUAAUAAAGAAUAUAAUAGUAAAGGGGAAAAUAAUAACAAUAUUUUAGGUGAUGAUAAAAGAGAAAGUACUUUUAAAAUAUAUGAUAUACAAAAAAGUGAGUAUAAUUCGAAUGAUUUACAAUAUGAUAAUAAAAGGGAAAGAACUUCUAUUAACCUGGAUAAUGGGAACAAAAAUAAUGUUGAUAUUAAUAAUUAUAUAAAUGUUGAUGAUACAAAGGAAAGGAUUUCUAUUAAUCUGGAUAAUGUGAACAAAAAUAAUGUUGAUAUUAAUAAUUAUAUAAAUGAUGAUAAUACAAAGGAAAGGACUUCUAUUAAUCUGGAUAAUGGGAACAAAAAUAAUGUUGAUAUUAAUAAUUAUAUAAAUGAUGAUAAUACAAAGGAAAGGACUUCUAUUAAUCUGGAUAAUGGGAACAAAAAUAAUGUUGAUAUUAAUAAUUAUAUAAAUGAUGAUAAUACAAAGGAAAGGACUUCUAUUAAUCUGGAUAAUGGGAACAAAAAUAAUGUUGAUAUUAAUAAUUAUAUAAAUGUUGAUAAUACAAAGGAAAGGACUUCUAUUAAUCUCGAUAAUGGGAACAAAAAAAAUGUUGAUAUUAAUAAUUAUAUAAAUGAUGAUAAUACAAAGGAAAGGACUUCUAUUAAUCUGGAUAAUGGGAACAAAAAUAAUGUUGAUAUUAAUAAUUGUAUAAAUGUUGAGGAUAAAAGGGAAAGAUAUUCCCAUAUUUUAAACAUUAAUAAAAGAGAAAGUAUUAUUAAAAUUAAUGAUAUGAAAAAAACUAAGAGCGAUUCUAAUGACAUAAAAAUAAAUGAUAAUAGAACGGAGAUGUAUUCUAAUAUUUUCGAGAUUAAUGAAAAGGAAAGAACAUCUAUUAAAGUAGACACUGUGAAAGAAAAUAAAAGUGAUAGUAAUGAUAUAGAGAAUGGUAAUAAAAUAGAAAGGCAUUCCAACGUUUUAUAUAUUAAUCCAACAAAAUUUGAUCCCAUAAAAAUAAAUGAUAUUAAUAAGAAAGGAGAAAGAUACUAUGACAAUAUAGAAAAUGAAGACAAAAGAGAAAUUUAUACUAAUAAUGACGAAUAUAUGGAUAAACGAGAAAGUAAUACUAACCAUAUUUAUAUAAAUAAAAAGGAAAGUUAUUUGGAAAAUGCAAAAGAUGUUAUUAAAAAGGAAAGCCCUCUUAACAAUGUUGAAGAUACGAAAAAAGAGGAGAGUUAUAGUAAAAAUAUAGAAAAUGCGAAUAAGGAAGAAUAUGAAUCAAACGAAGAAACAUACGUAAAUAAAAUGGAAGAGGAUUCUAACGAUAUAGAAGAUAUUAGUAAUAGAAAAUAUGAGUAUAAAGAAGGACAAUAUUUAAAUAAAGGAGAAAAAUACAUUAACAAUAUAGAUAAUGUUAGUAUAAAGGAGAGUUAUUAUAAUAAGAGAGAAAAAGAGAGUAUUGAAAUAAGUAAUUUAAAUAAACGAGAAAGUUGCACUAGUAAUAUAAACAAUUUUAGAAUACGAGAAAAUCAAUCUAACAUGGUAGAAUAUGAAAAUAAAAGAAAAAGCGAUAAUAUUGAAAUAAAUAAUUUGAAUAAAGCAGAUAUUUAUGUUAACAGUAUAAAAAAUGUUAGUAAAAGAAAUAGUUCUUAUAAUAAGAAGGAACGAGACAGUAAAAAAGAUAGAGACAGUGUAUAUGAUGAGAAUAGAAGGAAAAGUAGUGCUUAUCAAAUUAAUGAUAUAUAUAAUAUAAGAGAUAAAAGCAAAGAGAAAAUUGACAUGGAUACUAUUCAAGAUAUGAAUAAAAGGAAAAGCUAUGUAGAUAAUAUACAUAUUACAAAUAAAAAAUAUAGUGAUAUAAAUAAUGCAGAAGAUGUUAUAAGAGAAAAAAAAUAUGAAGAUUAUAAUAUAAGUGUUAUGUAUAAUAUGCAUAAUAAGAGAGAUCAAAGAAAAGAGAGUAAUAUUAAUAUAUAUAAUGAUAAUAAUAUGAGACGAAGUACUAUUAAUAAGAUAAAUGAUGAGAACAGUAUGCACAAUGUAAAAAAUGAAAUUAAAAAUAUUGAUAAUAAUAACAAUGUGGAUAAAAUAAAUGUGAAUAAAAGUAAUACGGAUAAAAUAUACAUGGAUAAAAUAUACAUGGAUAAAAUAUACAUGGAUAAAAGAUACAUGGAUAAAAGAUACAUGGAUAAAAGAUACAUGAAUAAAAGAUACAUGGAUAAAAUAUACAUGGAUAAAAUAUACAUGGAUAAAAUAUACAUGGAUAAAAUAUACAUGGAUAAUGAAUAUAUGACAGAUAAUAUAAUUAAAAAAAAUGAUAAAUAUAAUAAUAAUAAUAAUAAUAAUAAUAGUGAUGUUGUUGAAUAUGUAAAUGAAAGAAAACACACAUCUCUUAUUAACGAACAUUAUUUAUAUGAAAGAAAGAGUAACGUAGAUAAAAUGAAGGAUAUUAAUAAAGGAGAGAAUGAUAUAUUAUAUGAUGUAUAUAAUAAUAGUGAAAAAAAAAACACAAAAAGUAGUUUAUAUAGAAAUCCUGAAAUUAUUACUCAAGGGGGAAAUGAUAAUAUAAAUAAUAUGAAUGAACAUAUAAGUAGUUUAAAUAAAGUUUAUCGUAUUAGUAAUAAAAAAAGUAAUAAUAAUUAUAAAGGACAAGAUUAUACAUAUAUAGUAAAUGAAAAUAGUGGAAGAAAUAGUUCUAUGUAUAAUAAUAUAAAUAAUUCAGAUAAUAUGAAUAAAAAAGAAUGUGAUUUUAUUAAUGAUAAAGAAAAUAUAAAUAAACGAAUAAGUGAAAUAUAUGACUUACGUCAAAUAAAUCAUAAUGAAAGUAAUAUAGAGAACAUGGAAAAUAUAAAAAAUAUGGAAAAUAUAAAAAAUAUGGAAAAUAUAAAAAAUAUGGAAAAUAUCGAACAUAUAAAAAAUAUGGAAAACAUGGAACAUAUAAAAAAUAUACAAAACAUCGAACAUAUAAAAAAUAUUGAAAAUAUACAAAAUAUACAAAACAUGGAACAUAUAAAAAAUAUUGAAAGUAUACAAAAUAUACAAAACAUGGAACAUAUACAAAAUAUUGAAAAUAUACAAAAUAUUGAAAAUAUACAAAAUAUUGAAAAUAUAAAAACUAUCGAAAAUAUAAAAAAAAACAUAGAAAAUAUAAAUAACAAAGGUAGUUUAAUGGUAAAUUCUAAUAAUAUUAAUGAAAACAUAAAAAAAGAAAGUGAUAUUUAUAAAAUUGAAUGUGAUGAUGAUCAUAUGUGUGAUGUAACUAAAAUUAAAGGUGUAGAUAAACAAAUGAGUGAUACACAUAAAAUUAAAUAUGAUGAUAACGAAAAAAAUAAUGAGAAUAAAAGGAAAAGUGGUAUAAAUAAAGUUUUUGAUAUUAUUAAAAGAACAAUGGAUUCUUAUAAUAUUUAUAAUUUAAGUAAAUGUAAAAUUGAUGAAGACAACAUAUAUAUGUUGAAUGAGAAAAAAAAAAACAAUAUAAAUAAUAUGAAUAAAAGGAAAAGUGAAAAUACAUAUAAUAUAAAUGAAAGAGAAAAGGAUGAUAUGAAUAGAAGAAUGACUGAAAAUACAUAUAAUUUGAAUAAAGAAAAAAAUUUAAGUGUACAUAAUAUUAAAAAUAUACAACCAUACAAUAUAAAUAAUAAUAUAUAUGAAAAAACGAAUGAUACAAUCGAUAAUUUAAAUGAAACAGGAAAAAACAAUACGAAUGAUAUAAGUAUAAAAGGAAGUGAUAAGAAUAAAGAAUAUAAAUUUUAUGAUAAUGAAAAUAAAGAUAAUAUAAAUAUGAUAAUAAGAGAUACAAUUAAUAUGUCUAAUCUAAAUAAUAAUAUAAGUGAUAAUAUGCAAAUGGCCAUUCACAAGGAAGAAAAAAAUAUACAUAAAAUGAAUAGAAAAAUAACAUAUACAAACAAUUUAUAUAAUAUAAAUGAAAGUAAAACUGAAUAUACUAUUAAUAUAAAUGAACAAGAAGAAAAAAGUGAUUUUAUAAAUAAUGACAAUAUAAAAAUGGAUAAUGAAGAUAAACUAUAUAAUUGUAACGAAAGAAACAAUCAUAUACAUAAAGAAAAUAAAAGAAACGAUAUUAAGUAUGAUAAUUUUAAAAAGGAUAACAUAAGAAAAAAUAUGGAUAACACGAAAAAUAUAGAAAAUAUGAACAAUAUAGAUAAUAUGGAUAAUACGAAACAUAUAGAAAAUGUCAAUAAUAUGAAAAAUAUAGAAAAUGUGAAUAAUAUAAACAAUAUAGAUAAUAUGGAUAAUAAGAAACAUAUAGAAAAUGUCAAUAAUAUGAAAAAUAUAGAAAAUGUGAAUAAUAUAAACAAUAUAGAUAAUAUGGAUAAUAAGAAACAUAUAGAAAAUAUAAAUAAUAUGAAAAAUAUGGAAAAUAUGAAUAAUAUAAACAAUAUAGAAAAUAUGAAUAAUAUGAAAAAUAUAGAAAAUAUGAAUAAUAUGAAAAAUAUAGAAAAUAUGAAUAAUAUAAACAAUAUAGAAAAUAUUAAUAAUAUGAAAAAUAUACAAAAUAUUAACAAUAUAGAAAAUAUGGAUAAUAUGAAUAAUACGAAAUAUAUAGAAAAUAUGGAUAAUAUGAACAAUAUAGAAAAUAUGAAUAAUAUAAAUAAUUAUAAUAAAAUUUAUGAUGUUAAUAUAAUUAAUAAUAAAAAUUAUGACAGUACAUAUAAUGAACUAUACGAAAAAGACAAUCAAGAAGAAAAUAAAAAUAUAUGCAAUGAUAAAUUAGAUAAUUCAAUUAAUGAGAAAACAAAAUAUAUGAAAACGUUAAGAGAAUAUUUUGUUAAGAGUGAAAAAGAAAUAGAAGAUCAAAAAAAAAAUAAUAUGAAUGAUAUGUAUACAAGAAGAGAAGAGGAAAAAAUAAAAGACAAUGAAGAUUGGAAAUUAUAUGAUUUCAAAAACCUCAAGGAAAAAUAUAAAUUUCAAAUGAAUAUGAAAGAUAGUGAAAUAAAUCAAUUACAAAAUAAUUUAAUAGAUGAAUUUAAAGAAUUAAAUGAAGUAUCCAAAUUAAAAAAUAACUUAAAAGGAAAAACAUACAAUUCUAAUAUAGGAGAAGAAAUGUUGGAAGAAAAUAAGGAAAAACAACAUGGAAAUUAUGUAGGUGAAUAUUUUGAUAGGAAUGAUAUGAUUUUAAAAGAGCGCAUAUUUGAAUAUGCCAAACAUAAGACAAGCAUAGAUAUGUUAAAGCAUCCCGAUGAUAUAAAAAGAAACUCGAAGGACCUCAAAAAGUGGAAGUCUCAGGUCAUAACUAAGAAAUACGCGGAUGACUGGCUCUCAUCAGACGUCUUGUUAUCUUGUUUUUUAAACUUUAUAAAAUUAAAAAAAUAUGUUAAUAUAACGGAAUUAUCAGUGAAAUUUCAAACUACCACCGACGAUAUCAGGGAAAAGCUCGAGGAACUUGAAGAACAAGAUAUGAUAAAUGGGGUGUUAGAUGAAAAAGGAAAUUAUAUUUAUUUAUCACAAGAAGAAAUUAAUAAAUUAUGUUUUGAAAUUCAGUCCAAAGGGAAAGUGAAUACGCAUGAUGAUUUUGUAAAAAUUUGCAACAAGGUCAUAUCGUUAAGUGUUAAUGAUAAGGACAUGGAAAAGUUAAAGGAAGAAGAAGAAAAAAUAAUUAAAGCUAAAACAGAAAUAUUUUAA